AUGCCCUCCAUCCUCGCCACGGCGAUCCAGUCAUCACUACUUAAGGGCACCGCAAACUUCACGGCGCAGAUCGUCAACCAGCACAGGCAGGCCGCCGGCGGGCCCCCGCUCGACGUGCGCCGCGUGCUUGAGUUCGCAACCUUUGGCUUCAUACAGGGCCACAUCAAUUACUGGUGGCAGCACUUCCUUGAAGACCAGUUCCCCAACUCGGCCAAAGGCCGGAGCAGAAAGGCAUCCAUUGUCGAGCCCAAGGUCGAGAAGCCGGAGAAGCCGGAGAAGCCGCUAUCAAAGAACUACUUCAAUGUCGCCCGCAAGAUCCUGGUCGACCAGACCAUUGGGCUUUUCAUGAUGAACUCGGCUUUUCUCAUAAUUACCUCUGCACUGCGUCUAGGGUUCUCGCCUUUGGUCUAUCAGAUUUGGAGUGAGAGGAUAUUUGACUUGAUUAAGGCGGCGUGGAAGUUCUGGCCGCUGGUGGCCCUUUUCAACUUUGCGCUGGUGCCUGUGGGGUAUAGGGCACUGGUUGAAAAGGUUGCAUCACAGCAUGGAGUUGGUUGGAUUCGGAAUGGUUAA
Molecule: messenger RNA, 570 nt
Organism: Colletotrichum spaethianum
Lineage: Eukaryota; Fungi; Ascomycota; Sordariomycetes; Glomerellales; Glomerellaceae
Product: protein SYM1
Exons: 2
Coding region: 1-570 (189 amino acids)
Cellular component (GO): cytoplasm; membrane
Source: RefSeq, a predicted model, not a curated record